Molecule: messenger RNA, 1026 nt
Organism: Musa acuminata AAA Group (dessert banana)
Lineage: Eukaryota; Viridiplantae; Streptophyta; Magnoliopsida; Zingiberales; Musaceae
Exons: 3
Coding region: 64-645 (193 amino acids)
Source: RefSeq, a predicted model, not a curated record
UCUCUCUCCUCGUCUGCGCGACUCGCCCAUCCGAUCGCCGCCUCAAUCUGGGAAGAAGAAGACAUGGACGAAGGGACGUCGAAGCCGCGGUUGUGCCUGACGGAGAAGGAACAGCUUGCGGCUCGCAAAUUGAGCAGGCUCUCGCAGAUGCUCCUCCAGUUGCAACACCGCCGCUGCCGCCGCACCACCUACGUCUUCCCCGAAUACCUUCGCUGGGGCGAGUGGCGGAGCCGCUCCAUCCCUGACGGUCCACCCUCUUCCGUCCCUCCUCCUCCGCCACCUCUACCUCCGAUCAUUGUCCCUCCGCAGGGCCGGGCCUCAGACGGCGGCCAGAGGAAGUUAAGCAACCCCUUGAGGGCGGGGAGCGGCGGCAAGGACGACGCCAUGCCGAGCUCGUCGGCGGCACUGCCUGCGGUCAAUCGGGUCAACAAGCGACCCGAGUCGGUGCUGAAUCACCGCCGAGAAUUCGCGUCGCUCGACGACGGAGCUCAUCUCAAGAGAAAUAUCGAGGAGCAUAGCAAUCAAUUGAGAGCAAGGAAUUAUGUUCUCAGACAAGUGGAGGAGGUGAUGUUUUCUUUCUUUUUGGUUUCUUUUUGGGUCCUUUUUUCCCAUUUACUUGAAAUCUUUGCGGGACCGAUCUUGUAGCAAAAACUUGUCAUCGCGGCGAAGGUUUGGCCGGCUGCCGCCAUUGGAUGUAGUCCAACACGGAACCGCCACCGCCGGCGCCAGCGUCAACCACCCGGGUUGGCCCUAAUCCCCGCGGAUCCCAAGCUCGCAUUCUUUCCGUUGGAAAAUCACCAGGAACUGGACGGCCAGUGCGCCACGGAACGGGCGCCAAGCUCCCGGGCCAUGCUGGAUCUGAACGCGCCACCGAAGACGGAGGAGGAGACAGAGGAAGAGGGAGAGGAUCAGGUGUCGGCGGCAGCGGCGGGACGAGAGAAGAGCGUGUAGAAAACAGAAACGAAUACGGUGGUGCGGACACGGCGGUUCGUUAUGUAGAUUACAUGCCCUAAUCGUAAGCAUUAU